Mytilus californianus (California mussel) is the source of this 5126-nucleotide messenger RNA. RefSeq names its product cyclin-I-like. The record is from RefSeq and is a predicted model, not a curated record. Gene Ontology annotation, molecular function: cyclin-dependent protein serine/threonine kinase regulator activity. The transcript is spliced from 7 exons. Gene Ontology annotation, biological process: regulation of cyclin-dependent protein serine/threonine kinase activity; mitotic cell cycle phase transition. The coding region runs from base 202 to 1176 and encodes 324 amino acids. Lineage: Eukaryota; Metazoa; Mollusca; Bivalvia; Mytilida; Mytilidae. Gene Ontology annotation, cellular component: cytoplasm; cyclin-dependent protein kinase holoenzyme complex; nucleus.
UAUUCCCCGAACUUCUUUUACAUCUCAUUAUCAAACAAGAAUUUCUUCCUUUUAUAUUGCAAAUUUCGCAAACUGAAAACCAUGGAGGUAUAAGAGAAAAUUUAGAGGUCGACUUAAUUUUCAUGGGCCAAAGGAACAUCUUUGUCCAGGCUCUGUUCCUAGAUAUUGCACAGUUAUCUUGGUGCACAGUUGAGGGUCAGGAUGAGGCUUCACAAUGGAAUAGAUGCUGAGCAUCUGAUGCAGAUGCUUAGGCAGAACUUACAGAAAGAACAAGACCAGUGGAAACCAAAGGCAUACAAAUCUGUUGAUAUUGACACAUCGGAAGUGAAUGGAAGUCAGAGAGAUGAGGCUGUUCGCUGGAUGUUGUUUCUAAACAGGAAGUUUGGAUUUACCCCAGAAACCUUUGGUCUCAGUGUUUCCCUUCUCGACAGAUUUCAGUGUCUUGUUAAAGUUCGACCUAAGUAUCUGCAUUGUGUAGCCAUUAGCUGUCUUUACAUCGCAGCUAAGACCCUGGAGGAAGAAGAAGUAAUUCCCAGCACGGUAGAUCUUGUGAAGAUAAGUCAGUGUAGCUGUUCAGUGGCAGAAAUCCUGCGUAUGGAGCUAGCCAUUCUUAACAAAUUAUCAUGGAACAGUAAAUUUGUUACAGCAGUAGACUUUCUUCACAUUAUCCACGGAAUGUUGAUGAAUUACUUCCCUCAACUGCUUAAGGGACUCUGUGACAUGACACCCUCACGUCAUCUCGGUCUUCUGAUGAGACGUUUGUUUUGUUGCUAUAGUAACCAUCGAUUGAUGACCUUCAGACCGGUGACCUUAGCUAUGACUGUGAUCUGUUUAGAACUGGAACAGAUUACACACAAUUGGCUCUCCAUGGUUAUAAUGGUACAACAAAUGGCUAAGAUUAACAAUGAAGAUUUUAUCCAAUGCCGAGAGGAAUGUGGAAGGUUUCUAACCAGUAACAAACUGCUACCCACCGGUUACAAAUUUUCUGCUCAAAAGCCAUUGCCUAAAAAGUCCAUCAAACGCAAGGCCAAUAUUUUGGAUGAUGAGGAUGACAUCUACGAUGGAAUCAAACGGCUGUACAAUGAAGAUAAUAAUGAUGUCAGGAUGUCAUGUGCCAAAGAGUUGCACCAAGAUAACGAUAAUUUCAUACAAAUGACUACUGUUAGUGCCAAUUAAUAUGUAAUCUCAGGGCUAGUGUUUGGAUGUUACAGGUAGAUAGAGUUGAGAAUUCAUAUCAUUAUCCUGCUCCUUGCUGAAACCUUAAAUUAGUCAAAUUAUCCUUUUGGUGUGACUUGGUUAGUAGAAUUUAUCUUCUCUGAAUUUUUUCUUCUUCAAAAAUGAAUCACAGAUGAUGUUUCCUUAAGAAAAGUAAAUAUUUUAUAGUAAAUAGUUACAGUUUAACGCUUUUGAAAUAUGUGUUUAUUAAUAUACUAGUAAGAAGAAAAAAAAACAGUAUGUAAACUUUAUGUUAAAGUAAAUUUUACUCUGUUCUGUCUUCUGUUUCUCAACUUCUUCUAAAUGCAAGUCCAGAAUCUAAGAGAUGCAUAUAUCAAUCAAAAUCUAACAGAAAUAAUCUUUGAACUGUAGCCAAUGUCUCUUUUAAAAUAAUUUGUUUGUUUUUAUGUUACAUUUUUCACCAGAAUAUGUUAAAGUGCCAUAUUUUAUUUUGUUUAUAGAAGUUUAUUAUUACUACGUACUUAACAUAUUCUUGGAGGUCUACCCACUCUUAUGAUUGUUAAUGCCAUUAUUAUGAAGCUUGCCUGAAUUUCACACCAUAGAUAUUAUACAUGCAAAUCAAUUGAUUUGAUCUUCUUUUAAAUAACACAUUUGUUUGGCAAUAUUUCUGAAAAAUUAUCUUUGUACAAUAAAUUUAUAUAUUUUUGGCAACAAUUCUAAUCCAUGAAAUAUCUUUACAGCACAUAUUAUGAUGACUAUAAAAAUUUUAAUUUAUUUUUCACAAUCAAAAAAGUAUACAAGUGCUAACAUGCGAUUUAGUUUUCUCAUACAGAAGCUAAAUUAUAUGAAAAUUAUAAAUUGUUAUUUUUUUUUUCUUGUUAUUUUUGUUUGUAAAUACAUGUACAAAGUUUUCUUUUUAAUUUUUGACGAGGCUGUGACAAGAACAAAUGAUUAUAUGUUAUAUUUUCCACUGAUUAGUACAGUAUUUUUCUUUUUCUUUUAAAUUUUGUAUGUUAUUUUGUGUUGUAAGUUAUUUAUGCAUCUUUUUGCUUUAAUGUUUAUUGGCAUACUAAUGUAAUUUUAUAUUGUUUAUUUGAUGUCUACAAAUAUAAAUACAAAAAAAAUUGAUUCAAUAGCAUUUUCAAAAAAAAUAAUUUCUUAGAUUUAAGAAUCCUGUUUUAUUGAUGAUGAGGACUUUUGAACAAAGACACUUACAUUUUCUAAAUAAAUCUAACAUUAUCAGUUGAAAAUGAUUGAAUAAUGAAAGGAAAAUAUGAAAAGUAUUUGUUUUAUUAUUUUGAAUUAGGCAAAAAUUACAUCAGUUGAGGAUAUUCAGUCUUAAUUGACCCUCCACUACUUAUUUUCUCACAGUUCUACAAUAAUUACUUUAUUUUAAGUGAAAUUGUUAUUUGUAAUAAGAAAUGAAUAAUUUCAACAUUAAAGAUAAAAAGAAAACUAAAUAACUUGCACCUUUCAAAGUUUAUUUUUGUUGUUUAUAACCUAUGAUUUUAUUGCUAACCCUUAUUUGUUCAUGAGUGGUGUAGAAUAUAUAUUUCAUAUUUUCAGCAAAAUAAAAAAAAAAACAUGAAACAUAAAAAAAAGUUGUUAAAAAAAAUAUAUAUAUAAACAUAAAAUGUAAGAAAACAGUUGCUUUUAAAUGUAGUUAAAAUAUUUUAAUUUAUUUAAACUGUUGUGACGAUAGUUUCAUUUAUAUCUAUUGUUACAAGUAUAAAUAUUAAUGAAUCAGAUUUUAUCAGGCUCCACAUGGGACAAAACCAAUAGACACAAACAUGAGCUCUACCGAGCAUAUUAACAAUAUGUUCUUUCUGAAUAUAAAGAAUUUUUAUAGUUUUUUUUAGAAUUAAAAAAAAAAUCUCAGCUCUUCAGUCUUUUACUCUGACAAUCUUUCUUGUGAAUAAAGUGAAAUAUGAGGAGAAAUGUUUGAAUGAUAUUAAUUCAAAAUAAUGUUAUAUUUCUAAUAACAUGUUCAUUGUAAUUGAAAAUUUAAAAAAUGGAAAAAGUUGCACUUAUCUCAAGAUAUAAAUGAAACUAUUAUGAGUUGGACCUAAAUUUCCCAAUUUUGAUAUGCAUGAUAUUGUAACAUGUGCCACCACCAAAUAUGAUGGAAAAAAACAACAUUAUUUUACGUAUCCUAAUUGGAACUUUGUUUAUACAGUGAAUUUUUUCUUUCAUAGAAAAAUUUCACUGUAACUAUAUGAUUAUUUAUUGUUAUAAAAAUUGAUGUACCAGUUGUUUAGAUUUUUGGUCUUCAACAAAUUAAAUGCUGUCAAAAUAUUCUCAUAUGUCAUAAGAUCUGAUAUGAAAUUCUGAUUCCUUGCCAAGAUGACAUCAAAAAGUAUUUUACCAUAGAAUUUAACAAUGAUUCAAAUAAGAUAAACAGUUGUUUAAUAGUAUUCAUUGCUUGAUAUCAUGUAAAAAAAGGAUCUCAUCAUUUCACCAACCCAUUCUGUAUAUUUUUAUUUGGUGCGUCUUUUAAGUACUUGUUAAUAAUUACUGUUUUAAUUUAUAUUCCCAAAAUAGCAAUAUCAUAGCGAAAAAGGGAGGGAAUCAUUAAGUAUUUCCUUUGUUCUUUUUAUUAUGUUAAUGAAUAAGAAUUUGUGAUUGAUGUUAAUGCUACUUUGGGGAUCAUUCCUGGGAGAGAGAGAAAGUAUGAAAAUAAAUGAAAUCAAGGCAGCAAAAUCCCAAGAGUAAAGUGGUAUGUGUAUACUUUGGGGUAUGUGUAUACUUUGGGCCAGUAAAAUUUGUAAAUUUGGGAAAAAAGGUGUGGUAGUGUGUGUGCUGGUUCUCUGACAAGGUGUGAAAAACUAAUAUUUUUAUAUAAUAGUUAAAAAAUCAAAAAGAAUUUGUCAAAAAGGUUUUUAAAUGAAGAAAAAAUGUUCAAGAUUAGCAAGCAGAAUUAGGUCGCUGUUGAAGAUUUAUAUAGUUUUCACCAUAGAAAUUUCCAUUUUAAUUAUUCAAAACAGGUUUUGGCUCAUCUGAAAAUUAUUGAUGACUUGCAAAAAAUUUGUUAAAGUCUGACUUACUUAUUAGACACAAAAUUGAUACACAAGGAAUAAAGAUAUAAACACAUAGUAAUAAUAUAAUGUUACUUUGUCAGAGGGUAUACCAGUGAAAGAAGAACUUUUUGUGAAGUUUUGUAAAUAAUGCUUAUUUGAUUGGCAAUACUCUAGGGAAGAGAGAGAGAGGGUUUUUAUAACCAAAUUUUAGUUUGUUUUUAAAGCAAGACUUUUUUUUGUUUUUAUACACAAAUAAAGACCAACUAGUGAGAAAGGUUUUAUAAGAAAUAUAAUUUGUUGUUGUUAUGUAGUUGUACAAAUGUUUUCUGUUUUUGUUUACUGUGCAUAUUGAUAUAAAUGAACACAUGAAGAUCAUCUGUGUUAGAAUAGUACAAUGAAAGCAUAAAUCCUUAAUAAAGUAGGAAUUUAAAGAAUGUAUGAAGAAACAAACAUACAUAUCAGAACAUCUAAUACCACCUUAUAUUUUUGUGUCAUUCCAUUUACACAAUAGUUAUAUUAAAAAUAGGGCAAAAUAAUUGUAAGUUAUCAUGAAUUAUUAUUAUUUUCUGAACAAUAUCUGAUAACAUGUGCUGAAUCAGGAUUGAAGAGGAGUAUCAUUUCCCAAUCUAUUUUCCCCAAAAUAUUCAUUAAAAAUAAUUUGACAGAAAACAUGUUUUUAAUAAAUACACAUUGGUAUUUAAAUACGCAUAUUAGUUCAUUAUUACACUUGGACAAAUGGCAAAUUUUGUGAUUUGUUUGUUGAUUCAAAGAUGUAAAAGAAAUCCCCCCCCCAAAAAAUCUGAUUUUGAGCAUCUGUACUUUAUAUAUAACUAAGAUUGCUAUAUAGUAUUAUGUAGUUUUUAUAUGGACUAUAGAUUGAUGAAGGCUGUGAUUACAUGUUAUCAGAAAGCAAUAAAGUCUGGUGGCACAUUA